AUGAACUUUUUGAAAUUUUUUUACUUCGCCGCUCCGGCUCUUGCGAGCGUCAACAUGUACAUCAGCAAAGAAGAGAUGAAUCGAACUUUAGGUGGUUUCUUUUGAAAGAGCACUUAGUGUAUGACAAGAGGUUUUCAGGAGUGAAAGCCGAACUCAAUUACAUUGAAAACGGCAACGUCAACUCCUACUCGACCAAGUUCCACUACAGGGUCAUGUCAAAGAUUGACCACGUUUCUUUUACUUGGAACGCCGAGGGCGCGGUAAUCGAAAAAAAAAGAAUUGAGAAAAAAAGGGAUUUAGGUGGAGUAUGAUGUUCGAGCUGAAUCUGACGAUUCGUCGGUGCUGCCCAUCGUUCGAAUUCCUUUGAAGGGCACUGUUCCGAAUCACUAUCAAGGUUUACAAAUCUAUUUUUCAUUUUUAUCCAUCGAUUCAUUCAAAAACUUUGAGCUAAAAUCAAUAUAAAACAUUCAGAAUUCAACAUUGAAUAUCGUUGCGCGGGGCAUCGUUCAGGGCAAUUCACAAUAAGCAUAUUUUUCCAUUUUUAUUACAACGACACGGUUCUCCCUCUUCGCCUGAAGCAAGAAAAAAUUUGCGAGUCAAAAGACGGCCGUCGUGGGCUUACCGGUGAGCUUUUGAAACGAUGUAGGAACUGUGUUAUCAUGGAAACAUGUAGUAAUUUUGACAUUCUUGCACAUAUUCAUAUUAUAAAAAAGAUGCGGAAACCAGUGAUUUCAUAUUUUAAAUCUGAUUUUCAACCUACGCGUUUUUUUCCAUUCUGUGCAUAGGAAGUUUGCGUGCGAUCCUCCAGGAGCUUUAUGUGCGGGAAUGUUUUAUGGCGCCAUAUUUAAUGAGUGAUUGAUUUGCGGACAGCAGGCCGCCCUGAACAAUGGUGAAUUUGUCAUGAACUUCGUUUGCAGGCGCCUACGACGGCUUUGAAUUCGAGGAGGAAGGCUCCAUCGACCGUGUCUUUUUCUUCAUCAUUUUUGUGGCCGCCGCUUUCCUUUUGAUCGUUGCCGCUGCCCUGAUUUGCUAUUUCAAAAGAGCCAAGAAAGAGGAAUGUCCUGCACCACAAAGAUUACCGUGGGCGAAGAUUAUAGGUUAAUGAAAAAAACUUAAUAUUUGUAUUAGAACCUCCUUCCGUGCAUCCAUGAAGUUUACCAAAGCAGCGCAACCGUUUAUUCGUAGCCAACCUUCUGGUAAUUUUCAUUUUCGAAGUUUAUACUGAGUAUGUAUCUUUAGCGUCAUCUUCGGUGGCCAUUCCAUCUAGCGUGCCUUGCUCCGUUUCUUCUACUUAUGCGAUUUUCACCGAGAAACCAAGAAAUGUGAGGAAUUAAGUUCAUUCUCUCAAUUCGAGUUUUUCAGAUCGACAUUCGGAAAGCUUUAGUGGCGUUGUAUCAAGAUCGGGAGCAAUUCCAAGCACUGCCUUUCAUAGAUAUGGAAGGAACUUUCGGCGAAGUACGCUUCGCCAUUUGGCGUCAACCCGAUGAUAUUGAAAACGGUGACAUCGAUGAUGAGGAAGACGCUGUGUGCAACCAAGAAGCGGUAACUGGCAAGACAUUCAUAGCUGUCAGUGUAAUCUUUUUUAAAGGUGUACACAAAAACUUUGAAAAAAAACGCAUCGACCGUGCAAUUGGACCGUUUUCUGUCCGAUUCUCUAGCGUUUUAUGGUAUCAUACCUCAUCCUAACUUGGCUCAGGUUUUUUCAAAAAUCAAAAUCAUAUUCAUACUUUCAACAGGUCGCUUGUGCCGCAUCUUUCGGAAGAUUUGAUCGACCAGACACUAUGAUGGACUUCCCUCUUAUCUGUUACCGUCAUCAAGGGUUUGGAAACUUGAAGAAAUUUUUGGCCAACUGCAAACACGGCGACAAGGCCAAAGGUUGAACAUUUGACGUUUCUCAGAAAAGACCGAGUUUCAGGAGCCCAAACUUUGAGAACUCAUCAGUUGGUUGCCAUGGGACUGCAAAUUUCUUCCGCUUUAGCUCACCUUCACAAGCACGGGAUAGUUCACACAGAUGUUGCUACUAGGUUUCCCAUCCGUCGAAACACUUUUCGAAUUUUGAUUAAAUUCAGAAACUGUCUGGUGGCGGAGGUGAACAACCGCCUUCAGGUUCAAUUGUGCGAUUCCGCUUUGUCUCGAGAUCUUUUCGCUAGCGACUACCAUUGCCUCGGCGACAACGAAAACAGGCCCCUCAAGUGGAUGUCCCCUGAGGCUAUUGCCGCCGGCACACACACUUCUGCUAGCGAUGUGGUUUGGAUUAACUCUUUCGAUAACAAAUUCUCUAAAUGAAGCUUAAUCUUAUCGAUCAGUAUUAUCUGGGAGUUGUAUCUAUUUGCAUGCUUCACAACAUUUCGACUUUUCAGUGGUCACUGGGAGUCCUUCUGUGGGAGCUGAUGACUCUCGGCGGCACUCCAUUCACAGACGUCGACCCCGAAGACGUUUACUCCAUGUUGACCAAAGGAAUCCGUCUAGCGCCACCCGGUAACUGCCCAGAACAGAUGUGAGUCUUUCUUGGAAGCUCGUCCAGAUAAUUAGAACUAAAGGAUCAUAGAAAACUCUUGAUCCAAAUGGAUUCAGGUACAAAGUUAUGCUCUGUUGUUGGCGAUCUCCCGCAGAAGAUCGCCCAUCUGCCGCCCAAGUCGUCCAAGGUCUCCAAGAUUUCACUGUACAACUCAGCCAGUUCAUCUGA
Caenorhabditis auriculariae is the source of this 2686-nucleotide messenger RNA. NCBI's taxonomy places the organism in Eukaryota, Metazoa, Nematoda, Chromadorea, Rhabditida, Rhabditidae. The record is from the annotation of a GenBank genome assembly.